This is a messenger RNA of Meriones unguiculatus (Mongolian gerbil), 4047 nucleotides long. RefSeq names its product receptor accessory protein 6 (gene Reep6). The transcript is spliced from 6 exons. Bases 1 to 3726 code for a protein of 1241 amino acids. Lineage: Eukaryota; Metazoa; Chordata; Mammalia; Rodentia; Muridae. The record is from RefSeq and is a predicted model, not a curated record.
AUGCGGCGGAGGAGACGGGGCAGGCCCCACCUCCUUUGUCCGCCCUGCCCUCCCAUUGGCCAGAGCCCGGGACAGGGGGCGGAGCAAAGAGGGCCGGGGCCUGAAAGCGGCGGGGCAGGGGCGGGGCCCGGCGGCGUGCAAGCGGUGAAGGUGGUGCGGCCUCGGCGGGGCCGGUGCGCGAGGCUGCGGUCGUGCUUCGGCGGCCAGCCCCGGGCCCGCCGCUGCCAUGGACUCUCUGCGCCAGCGCUUCGAAAGGUUUCUGGAGCAGAAGAACGUUGCCACCGAAGUGCUCGGGGCACUCGAAGCCAGGACCGGUGUAGAGAAGCGGUAUCUCGCCGUGGCAGUCACUCUGCUAAGCCUGUAUCUUCUAUUCGGCUACGGGGCGUCUCUGCUGUGCAAUGUAAUCGGAUUUGCAUACCCCGCAUAUGCUUCAGUCAAGGCUAUCGAGAGCCCAAGCAAGGAAGACGAUACUGUGUGGCUAACCUACUGGGUGGUUUACGCCCUUUUCGGCCUGGUCGAAUUCUUCAGCGAUCUACUCCUAUUCUGGUUCCCUUUCUACUACGCGGGCAAGUGCGCCUUCCUGUUAUUCUGCAUGACGCCGGGACCGUGGAACGGAGCACUCAUACUGUACCACCGCGUCAUACGACCGCUGUUUCUAAAACAUCACGUGGCCCUCGACACCGCCGCGAGCCAGCUAAGCGGAAGAGCGUUGGACAUAGCGGCUGGGAUAACCCGGGACGUCCUGCAGGUCCUGGCCCGGGGCCGGGCUCUCGUCACCCCAGCAGCAACAGUGGAAACCCCGGCCGCUCUGGAACUGGACCCCAAGACAAGUCAGACCCCGCCGCUGAAGUCGAAGUGAGGUCCUCUACCAGUCUGUUGGCAGAAUCCAAGGCCAAUGACAAGAAACACAUGGCCAACAACAAGGAACAGACAGCCAACGAGCGAGGACAGACAGCCAACGACUGGGGACAGACAGCCAACGAAAGGGGACAGACAUCCAACGACUGGGAACAGCCAGCCAACGACUGGGAACAGCCAGCCAACAACUGGGGACAGACAGACAACGACUGGGAACAGACGGCCAACGACAGGGGACAGAUGGCCAACGACAGGGGACAGACAGCCAACGACUGGGGACAGACAGACAACGACUGGGGACAGACAGCCAGCGACAGGGGACAGACAGCCAACGACUGGGGACAGACAGGCAGCGACAGCGGACAGCCAGCCGAAGACAGGGAACAGUCAGCCGACGACAGGGGACAGCCCCUGUCUGAAGACAGGGGAUACACAACUGAUGACAGGGGAUACAUAGCCGACGACGACGGGGGAUACGCAGCUGAUGAGAGGGGUUACCUAACCGAUGAGAGGGGUUACCUAACCGAUGACAGGCGACACGUAGUUGACAACAGGGCAUACAUAGUCGAUGACAAGGGACUCGUAGCUGACGACAAGGGACACAUAGUCGACAACAGGGCAUACAAGGUCGAUGACAGGGGAUACAUAGUCGAUGACAAGGGACACGUAGUGGACAACAGGGGACACAUAGUAGACAACAGGGGAUACAUAGUGGAUGACAAGGGACACGUAGCCAGUAACAGGGUAUACAUAGUGGACAACAGGGCAUACUUAGUCGAUGACAAGGGAUACAUAGUUGACAACAGGGCAUACAUAGUCGAUGACAAGGAACACGUAGUUGACAACAGAGGACACAUGGUGGAUGACAAGGGACACAUAGUUGACAACAGGGGACACGUAGUUGACAACAGGGGACACGUAGUUGACAACAGGGGAUACAUAGUCAACGACAAGGGACACAUAGUUGACAACAGGGGAUACAUAGUCAACGACAAGGGACACAUAGUUGACAACAGGGGACACGUAGCCAAUAACAGGGGAUACAUAGUGGAUGACAAGGGACACGUAGUGGACAACAGGGGACACACAGUUGACAACAGGGGAUACAUAGUGGAUGACAAGGGACACAUAGUUGACAACAGGGGACACGUAGUGGACAACAGGGGACACACAGUUGACAACAGGGGAUACAUAGUGGAUGACAAGGGACACAUAGUCGAUGACAAGGGACACAUAGUUGACAACAGGGGAUACAUAGUGGAUGACAAGGGAUACAUAGUCGAUGACAAGGGACACGUAGUUGACAACAGGGGACACAUAGUUGACAGCAGGGGAUACAUAGUGGAUGACAAGGGACACGUAGUGGACAACAGGGGACACAUAGUUGACAGCAGGGGAUACAUAGUAGAUGACAAGGGACACGUAGUGGACAACAGGGGACACAUAGUUGACAGCAGGGGACACGUAGUUGACAGCAGGGGACACAUAGUUGACAGCAGGGGACACAUAGUCGACAGUAGGGGAUACAUAGUGGAUGACAAGGGACACGUAGUUGACAAUAGGGGACACGUAGUGGACAACAGGGGACACAUAGUUGACAAGAGGGCAUACAUAGUAGAUGACAAGGGACACGUAGUGGACAACAGGGGACACAUAGUUGACAGCAGGGGAUACAUAGUGGACGACAAGGGACACAUAGUUGACAGCAGGGGAUACAUAGUGGACGACAAGGGACACAUAGCUGAUGAAAAUGGACACAUAGCCGACAACAAGGGACACAUAGCCAAUGACAAGGUCCACACGUCGGACGCCCAGGCCUCUGACAACUCCUCAGAGGAAGACUCCUCGGAAGACUCUUCGGACACCCAGACAGAGACCCAGCAGCAACAACGCCGAACCUCAAGUCCAAGCAAGCCAGCAGGAAGCCCCUCACAAGCUCUGACCGAGCAUUUUCCAUCCUCGGUCAGCCCACAUUCCACAGCUACAUCCCACGGCCAGCCGGCUGUUGGUGCUAUCGGCCCUGUCAGCGGCUUCCAGGUGCCCAGCAAGCCCCGGGGCUAUCGUGGCCGGGGCAGCUCCAGGUCUACACAGCGUACCCGGCUGCCCAGUUCGGGGACCUCUCACCUGCCCUCACGAUUUGGGGGGUCCUCACAGCCAGCUGGCCGGCCCUUUGGACCCACUCGGACAAUAGGCCGGAACCAGGGAGCCAACCAGCAGCCCCCUCAGAUGGUACCAUCAAGCCAGCCUGUGGGCCGAUCGGCAGCCACCUCAGCCGCCACCUCCGCCAUCACCUCCGCGCCCACGUCCACGCAUCCGUCCACGCAUCGUGUCAGCAUCUCCGACCACAGCUCACCCAGGGCCCAGGACUCACCCAGGACCCAGGGCUCACCCAGGACCCAGGGCUCACCCAGGACCCAGGGCUCACCCAAGGUCCAGAGCUCACCCAAGGCCCAGGGCUCACCCAAGGCCCAGGGCUCACCCAAGGCCCAGGGCUCUCCCAAGCCCCAGGGUUCUCCCAAGCCCCAGGGCUCACCCAGGGCCCAGUCUCCCAGCAUACCCUCUAUCCCCAACCAGGCUGGCAGCAAGGCACCCAGCGAGCCAGGCGAUGCUGUUUCCAAGAACAACAAGCAGAGCAAGAAGACAGCAGCCACACAGAUGGCCACCGGGCCCACAGCAGUGGUUGCACCAGUGGUCCCACAGGUGGCCGGCAGCAGCUCAGCAUCCGAGCUGAUGGUUCCCUGUCACUCAGACUCCUCUCUGGAGUAUAUGUCUGAGUCCACCACGGAGAUCACCUGUAAAUGGCCAGGCUAUGGCCACCAGCUGCGCUGUCCGAGACACUGCUGGCUCUUGCAACACCUGGCCUACUAGGGUCCCACCUGGACGAGACCACAGGACACACCUGCCCACAGGAGCCACAUGAGACACCUACCCACCGGAGCACUGUAAGAGAGCCGCAUGGAGCCGCCCACCUAGAGAACAAGCCAAACAUCCACCCCGAAACCGCAUGCAGCACCCACCAGCUGGACCCCCACACGUACAGCCUGCCUGUGGACUCCUAUGCAAAACGUCUACCAUGGGAGGCCCACGGAAAACAUCCGUCAGGGUACACCUUAAGAACCACCACCUGGGGGUUCCCGCGUGUAACAUCCAUCCUCCGAGGCACACAAUAAAAUCACCCGCUCAGGCUCA